Trichoderma virens Gv29-8 is the source of this 906-nucleotide messenger RNA. RefSeq lists its product as uncharacterized. The transcript is spliced from 5 exons. Bases 1 to 906 code for a protein of 301 amino acids. Lineage: Eukaryota; Fungi; Ascomycota; Sordariomycetes; Hypocreales; Hypocreaceae. The record is from RefSeq and is a predicted model, not a curated record.
AUGAUUUUGUUCAAUAUCUUGCUGGUUCUGGGUCUGCUAGGGGCUAUAGAAACCAUCAAUGCCGUUGCUGGGACCACCGAAAUCGAAUUGUACAGCAAUCCCAACUGCGAUACUUCAUCCAAAUAUCGGUCGCUACAGGUAAUGGCAACUACGGAUGCUGGGUGCUUCCAGAUUGCACAACAUGUUAUGUCGUUUCAGCCGUUGUUUAAGGACACACCGUGGGGUUCAUAUGGUAUCCAAUACUGCACCGACGGAUGCGGGAAGGUUAAUUCAGGGCCUGGUGAGCGCAGUACGCCGGUAGAUGCGCCGGUAAACGAUACAGCUGUUGCUAGUGGCCGAUUGGAGAAACGUGGGAUGAGUUACCUUAUCGGGCUGUCUCCAGAAAACUUUAACGGGUGGAAAUACACGGUCAAAAAUUAUAAAUACGUUGUGUUAGGGUGUACCUUUUUGGAAACUACCGGAGCAGGGUUAACUAGAGCAAUGUUCUCAACGGUACGCGACAAGCUGGCAGGUGGUGCUUAUUCGGAUGGCUUUGGAAUAUGGGGUCUCGAGCUACCAGAACUGUUGGUACGGUGGACCAACCCGGUGGAUGGAGUAUUCAACUUUGAGCCGGACUUGGCAUAUGGAAUAGUACAGGACCUUGCACGUGGUGUGGCGAAUUGGGGUACAAGCGUUGAGACGUUGAAGUCGGGUUCAGGAGUAUCAGAAAGCCAGGAGUGGAACCCACCCCAUUGGAAACUGUGGCAACAUGGGUUCGUGAUACUGCUGUUGAAUAUAAGCUUUGAGAAGUAUUAUAGAGAGCUUACUACCGUGGCGCACUCCGCGCAUCUGAGGGGCAAACCCACCGAUCCAACCCACCGACGCGGGCCUUCGCCGGAAGUAAACGUCACCAAUAUGCGGCCUUGA